AUGAUUCAAUCAGGGAAAUAUGUGAAGAAACAGAAAAGAUCGAAAAAUGUCACUACUACAACGAAAGCUCCUUCUCCAACAGAAAUUUUAGUCACAUCAGAACCGAAAACAAAAAAACAAGAAAUUCACAACAAUCAGGAAAAAUCUACUAGUUUUGCAAAGAAACGUAAAAGAGAUAUUUCUUCAUUUGAACUUCAUCGUCAUUUGGUACCAUCGACGAGUAACAUAAAUCUUCGUCCACCAGCACCUAAAAAAAUGAAAAAAGUCAUGUUCAUCCAAUCAAUACCAUCUGAUAGUAUUAGUGUGAAUAAGAAUUAUCCAUUACCAGCGUAUUUAACUCAUUCACCAUAUUUAAUCUUUCAAGCCUUACGGCAAGAAUUUAAUAGUGCAAUAAAUAAAAAAGUUGAACGAAUAUUUCUUCAUGUACGCUUACAAUUAUUCGAUCGUCAAUAUCGUCUCGAGCUUGAUCAACGUUUAUGGCAAUCGUACUUAGAUAUUGGCCUCCAAGAAAAAUUAUGGCCUCGUUCAUUGUAUGAAAUUACCAAGACUGAUCAAGUAGAUCUAUGUGAAAAUUAUAUUAUGAUACAAUUAGCUAUGAUCGAUGAUCAAUUAGAGCAAUGUAAUAUGGAAUUGGCUAGACAAGCGCAAUCAACGAUAUCAAUUCUAUUACCAACACUCGAUAUUAUCGAUGCAAGUUUAAAAAAUUAUGUUUCCUUACAACAAAAUUAUUUAGUCGAACGCAUGCAACAUAAAAUAAUGAAAUUAAAGGAUGAGCUUUGUGAUGAACAACUCUAUCGAGAUUUAUUUUCUUACAAUUUCAAUACUGUUCAACGACAAAUCAUUGAACAGAUCAUUCAUGUACGAACGACACAAUUGCAAAUUUACGAAGAAUUUAUGAUGCUUGAACAACGUAUUCUACAUCAGUUUCUACCACCAAACUUUGAUCAAUUUGAAAAGAUUACAGCUCCUGAUAUAUAUUGGCCAUCGAUUGCUGAUCAGACACUUGUCGAUAUACGAACAAAACGUCGUACAAACUUGAAACGAGGAAAACGUAAUUUACUCAAUCUUUUUUAUGCUGUCUAUGAAUAUAAAAUCAAUGAAUAUCAAGUACACUAUAAAGAAAAUUUCAAUCAAUUAGAAUUACAAAAAUUCUCUACUACGAUUCAAAUCAAUGGCAUGUCUCUAAUCGACUAUUUCAAAGCUUAUAUGAUACAUCGUACUCAAACAACUAUUGGUAAUAUAUUUCAAAAAUUCAAUCACUUUCGACAGAUCAUUGCUCAACGUUAUCAACGAGCAUCAGCUGCCAAGACAAUGGUUGGUGUGUCACCUGAAGUGAUUGUUGAUGUUCUUCAUUGUCCUUAUAAAUCUGACGAAUUAUCUCACGUAUCCUUAGGUCCAAACUAUGCUCGUCCUAAUCCAAGUGCUCUUCGUAAGUUGAAACAUCGUGAAACUCAAAUAGGACAUCAUCUGAAAGAUAUCACUGAGAAAGUUAAAAAUCAAGUAAAGAACUACUGCAAAAGAGACGUACCAGUCCCAAGAAUGACACGUUAUUCUGAAUUAGUUGAAAAUUUACUUCGACAACAUUAUAUGACUCCAUUAUCCUAUGUUGAUCGCAUGCGCGCUGCACGAGAAUUCAAAUUAGUUAAAUCUAUUCGACGAAAGGCACAACAUGCGAAACUUAUUAUACGUGUCUGCGAUAAAGGUGGUGGUUUUCAUAUUGGUAGUAAAAGUGAUUAUGAAAGAAAAGCAGCUAAAUAUCGUGAAGAUACAAAAGCCUAUCAAGAAUUAUCAUACAAUCCAUUGAAGGAAAUAUUCACUAAUGUAACAAAUGCACUCGAUAUUCUCAAGAAUAAUAAGCAAUUACCACUCAAGGAAUACAAUCGUCUAAUGCCAAAACCGGAUCAAGUCAAAUUAUCUUACAUGUAUUUUAAUCCAAAACCGCACAAAGAAGGAACACCAUUGAGACCAAUACUAAAUACCAUUAAAUCAGUUACAAGAUCUAUAUCUGAUUUCUUAAAUGAAUUGAUUCGACCUAUUUAUGAUCAAUAUAAUAAAGAGAAUACAAUUAUUGAUGGUGUGAAUCU
Rotaria sordida is the source of this 2084-nucleotide messenger RNA. Lineage: Eukaryota; Metazoa; Rotifera; Eurotatoria; Philodinida; Philodinidae. The record is from the annotation of a GenBank genome assembly.